AUGGCGAAGAAGGCUAUCGACUCACGUAUACCGGGUUUGAUUCGCAAUGGGGUGCAGAGCAAGCAGAGGUCAUUUUUCAUUAUUGUUGGUGAUAGGGCCCGCAACCAGCUGCCCAAUUUGCAUUAUCUGAUGAUGAGUGCGGACCUGAAGAUGAACAAGUCUGUUCUGUGGGCGUAUAAGAAGAAGUUGCAAGGGUUUACUUCUCAUAGGAAGAAGCGGGAGACGAAGAUCAAAAAGGAGAUCAAGAGGGGCACAAGAGAGGCUAAUGAACAAGAUCCGUUUGAGACGUUUAUUUCCAACCAGAAGAUCAGAUACUGCUACUAUAAGGAGACCGAGAGUAUCCUCGGUAACACGUAUGGUAUGUGUAUCUUGCAGGACUUUGAGGCGUUGACACCUAACUUGCUUGCCAGGACGAUUGAGACGGUUGAAGGUGGGGGGCUUAUUGUGAUUUUGUUGAAGUCGAUGACAUCUCUGAAACAGUUGUAUACUAUGACGAUGGAUGUGCAUGCACGUUAUAGAACGGAGGCUCAUGAUUCUGUGGUGGCUAGGUUUAAUGAGAGGUUCAUCUUGUCUUUGGGGUCCAAUGAGAACUGUUUGGUGAUUGACGAUGAGUUGAACGUUUUGCCAAUUUCUGGAGGUAAAAAUGUGAAGCCGCUGCCCCCACCGGAAGAUGAGGAGUUGACGCCCAAGCAGCAGGAAUUGAAGGAUCUUAAGGAAUCUUUAGAAGAUGUUCAGCCUGCAGGCUCUUUAGUGGCAUUGUCUAAAACCGUUAAUCAGGCGCAGGCUAUCCUGACGUUCAUUGAUGCUAUUUCUGAGAAAACUCUAAAUUCUACUGUCGCUCUAACUGCAGGAAGAGGUAGAGGUAAGUCGGCAGCUCUGGGUAUUGCGAUAGCUGCCGCUGUCUCACAUGGUUAUUCAAAUAUUUUUGUUACAUCCCCAUCUCCAGAAAAUUUGAAGACUCUUUUUGAAUUUAUUUUCAAAGCGUUUGAUGCUUUGGGUUAUCAGGAACAUAUCGAGUACGAUAUUAUUCAAUCUAUAAACCCUGCUUUUAAUAAAGCAAUUGUCAGAGUUGACAUUAAACGUGCGCAUAGACAGACAAUCCAGUAUAUUGUUCCCAAUGAUGCUCACGUUUUAGGACAGGCCGAACUUGUGGUAAUUGAUGAGGCAGCAGCAAUUCCUUUACCUGUCGUAAAGAAGUUGUUGGGACCAUACUUAGUAUUCAUGGCUUCGACUAUUAAUGGUUACGAAGGUACGGGUAGGUCUUUGUCUUUGAAACUGAUCCAACAAUUGCGUCAGGAAUCUACUGCCAAUCUUUCUAAUAAUUCUGACACCAUGAUUGUAUCACGUAAUAGCAAGAGACAAGAUGCAAAACUAACCGGACGCACUUUGCGCGAAGUUGUUCUAGAUGAACCCAUUAGAUACGCUCCAGGUGAUCCUAUAGAGAAGUGGCUAAACAAGCUUUUGUGUUUGGAUGUUGCUUUAGUCAAGAACCCAAGAUUUGCUGCUAGAGGUACUCCACAUCCAUCUCAGUGUAACUUAUUCAUAGUAAACAGAGAUACAUUGUUUUCAUAUCAUCCUGUUUCUGAAAAUUUCUUGGAGAAAAUGAUGGCAUUGUACGUUGCUUCUCAUUAUAAAAAUUCUCCAAACGAUUUACAAUUAAUGAGUGACGCACCCGCCCACCAGUUGUUUGUUUUGCUGCCACCAAUUGAUCCUAAAGAUGGUGGCAGGAUCCCCGACCCAUUGGUUGUGGUUCAAGUUGCAUUAGAAGGUGAAAUAUCUAAAGAAUCGGUCAGAAAUUCCCUUUCUAGAGGUCAGAGAGCAGGUGGUGAUCUAAUUCCGUGGUUAGUAUCUCAACAAUUCCAAGAUGAAGAAUUUGCUGGUUUGAGUGGUGCUCGUGUCGUCAGGAUUGCAACCAACCCUGAUUAUUCCUCUAUGGGAUAUGGUUCUCGUGCACUGCAGUUAUUGAGAGAUUACUUUGAACAAAAAUUCACUGAUUUAUCUGAAGAAACUCAACCACGCGACUACAGUAUCAAGAGGGUAAAGGAUAGUGACCUGAGCAGGUCCAACUUGCUAAGAGAUGACAUCAAAUUAAGAGAUGCUAAAUCCUUACCGCCAUUGUUACUAAAACUAUCAGAACAGCCUCCCCACUACUUGCAUUAUUUGGGUGUUUCUUAUGGGUUAACAAAUUCUUUACAUAAGUUUUGGAAAAACAACAACUUUGUUCCGGUUUACCUGCGUCAAACGGCAAAUGAACUAACGGGGGAACAUUCGUGCGUUAUGUUAAGUGUGCUAGAAGGGCGUGAAUCUAAGUGGUUAGUUGAGUUUGCCCAGGAUUUCCAAAAACGAUUCCUGUCCCUUUUAUCGUAUGAAUUCAAGAGCUUCACAGCUGUUCAAGCCUUGAACAUUAUUGAAAGUGCCAACAAGGUUGAAGAUCUAGCCGAUCCUCAAGAUAGUGCUAGGCUCCAAAAGAAAAAGCUUACAAAGGAGCAACUAGACGAUAUUUUCUCUCCUUACGAUCUUAAAAGAUUGGACAGUUACUCGAACAACUUAUUGGAUUAUCAUGUUAUUGUUGAUAUGCUGCCAAAACUUGCUAUGCUUUAUUUUAGCGGUAGAUUUGACCUCAACAAUAUGAGCUUCUCAGGUGUUCAACGCACAAUCUUACUAGCCAUUGGUUUACAACAUAAGAGCAUCACAGACAUCACUAAAGAGUUAAACCUGCCCUCCAACCAAACCAUUGCCAUGUUUUCUAAGAUUAUGAGGAAGUUUUCCACUUACUUCCGUGAGGUAUUGAGAACUUCUAUUGGAGAAACCAUGCCUGUCCCAAUUGAUGAAACAGCUGUCCAAAUGGACAGCGUCGAUAUGCCAGAGUUUGACGCUGCUGCUGCAUUGGAUCAAAUAAAUGAAGAAAACGAAGAAGCUGGAACGGAGGCAUUAAAAGCUAUGAAAGAAAAACAAAAAGAGUUGAUUAAUUCAUUGAACCUAGAUAAAUACGCAAUUGAGGAUACUGCCGAGGGAUGGAAUCCAUCGAACUCAGAAUUAGAAAAAGCUGUGAAGACUAGUGGUACUGUCAGCGUCAAAUCUACAAAAAAGAGACCCCAAGAAAAGGCAGAAAAUAUUUACAAAGAGGAGAUUAAUGCAUUAAAAAAAUCUAAGAAGUCUGGUAAGAAAUAG
Molecule: messenger RNA, 3171 nt
Organism: Eremothecium cymbalariae DBVPG#7215
Lineage: Eukaryota; Fungi; Ascomycota; Saccharomycetes; Saccharomycetales; Saccharomycetaceae
Gene: KRE33
Product: ribosome biosynthesis protein KRE33
Exons: 1
Coding region: 1-3171 (1056 amino acids)
Biological process (GO): rRNA acetylation involved in maturation of SSU-rRNA
Cellular component (GO): nucleolus; 90S preribosome
Molecular function (GO): 18S rRNA cytidine N-acetyltransferase activity; tRNA binding; ATP binding
Source: RefSeq, a predicted model, not a curated record